This is a messenger RNA of Suillus subaureus, 773 nucleotides long. Its product is annotated as CHAT domain-containing protein. NCBI's taxonomy places the organism in Eukaryota, Fungi, Basidiomycota, Agaricomycetes, Boletales, Suillaceae. The transcript has a single exon. Bases 258 to 752 code for a protein of 164 amino acids. The record is from RefSeq and is a predicted model, not a curated record.
AUUCAUUUCUCUCCAUGCAGCUCACCCCUUUCGGAUGAAGGCAGAUCACUCUGGGCGGGAACUAUGCCUGGAGGAUAUCUACGUCUGCUCUUACACACCAACUUUUUCGGCUUUGAUGAGAUCUCGACAAGCGAUGAAAACGUCUGACAUUCCGUCACUCGCAGCGAUCGGACAAAGUCAACCGGGUUCAGGGCAAGGCACGGUGCUCGCCGCUGUCAACAGUGAGCCCAAGCUUGUCCGUACACUCGUUCCUCCCAAUGUCAAAUUCACUAGUAUUGCUGGUGACGAGACCACACUCGAUGCCUUACGACGCAACACUUGGGUGCACCUCGCGUGCCAUGGCAAGCAAGAGUCAAGACCACGAUCAGCCUUACAAUUCACGUUUUUCCAUGAAGGAUAAACCUCUCACGCUGCUUGAUAUCACGGAGAACCAUGCUCCACAAGCUGAAUUUGCAUUCUUGUCGGCGUGUCAUACCGCCGUUGGCGAUGAAGAAACACCCGACGAAGUCAUCCACCUUGCGGCUGGUCUACAGUUUUCGGGGUUCAAGAGUGUCAUCGGCAUUCGGUGGGUGGUCGACGACGCUGUCGCAAAGCACGUUGUUGAAGCUUUUUAUGAGAACAUGUUCGAAGAUUUGGAGGACAGUGUCAUGGACUGUACGAGGGCGGCAAGGGCACUGAACCAUACCACGCACGCUGUGAAGAAGAAAGUGCCACUCGAGCAGCGGAUUGGUUUCAUUCAUAUUGGUGUGUAGUUCAUGUCGCAUUGCUUUGUG